AUGACAAAGUCCUUCCAAGAAGCAGAGAUGAACGAUCUGGCCAAAACAGGACCCAGCAGGAAAGACCCGGUGUCGCCAGGACCGACGCAAGGUAGACCGACUACCGGAGGACCAAGCCUGUCCGAUCCAGCUCCCGAGCGUCUUUGCCCGGUAGGUCCGGGUCCACCAAUCCAUUUGAGGGAACCCGCUUGGCCAUCCACCCGUGUCCUCUGCGUGGCGGCCAGAGGAGACGUCCAGGCUGGGCGCCCCCGUGUGCCUCCCGCUGCGCGGCAACAAAGUCGCCGUCCUCGUUCACCCACUCCUCACCGGCUUAGACCGGCAGAACCGCAGCUGGUGGCGAAGCUUCCAGUCCAGAGUGAGGAGGGGCCGCCAAAUCACAAAGUGUUCUGCCGCGAAAUGCGGGCGGAGUUGGAGCGACAGAGCGUCGAACUGGCGGCUCUCACGGCCCAGAUCCGGUAAGGAUUAGAGAACGAGCCGAGCUACGCUGACGUCGCGACUGCGACUGAAUUUUGCUCAUGCGGCAGUGGCAACGGAUCCGCUACCAAGCAUGGCUCAUGUCGCUGUUGCAACGGAUCUGCUGCCAAGACACGCCCACGUUGCAGUUUCGACGGACUCGUGACUGACUUUUGCUCACACGGCAGUGGCAACUGAUCUGCUACCAAGCCAAGCGCACGUUGCAGUGGGAACGGAUCCGCCA
This is a messenger RNA of Syngnathoides biaculeatus (alligator pipefish), 697 nucleotides long. RefSeq lists its product as uncharacterized. The record is from RefSeq and is a predicted model, not a curated record. The transcript is spliced from 3 exons. Bases 1 to 459 code for a protein of 152 amino acids. Lineage: Eukaryota; Metazoa; Chordata; Actinopteri; Syngnathiformes; Syngnathidae.